Messenger RNA from Anolis carolinensis (green anole), 3066 nucleotides. RefSeq names its product ATP binding cassette subfamily G member 5 (gene abcg5). The transcript has 11 exons. The coding region runs from base 25 to 1809 and encodes 594 amino acids. The record is from RefSeq and is a predicted model, not a curated record. Gene Ontology annotation, cellular component: apical plasma membrane; plasma membrane; ATP-binding cassette (ABC) transporter complex. Gene Ontology annotation, molecular function: ATP binding; ATP hydrolysis activity; ABC-type transporter activity. Gene Ontology annotation, biological process: cholesterol efflux; cholesterol homeostasis; transmembrane transport. Lineage: Eukaryota; Metazoa; Chordata; Lepidosauria; Squamata; Anolidae.
CAAACGCUGACAGUCCUGUGGAGGAUGAUAGGCCUUAAGCAAUUGGUGGCUGUUUUCUAUUAUGAUUGUGAACUCGGUAUAUCACUCUAUAACAUUUCCCAAUGUGUAUUAGGAUCUGGAAAAACAACACUGUUGGAUGCCAUAGCGGGAAGACUGAACCACAAGACAAACUUUCUUGGUCAGGUAUAUGUCAAUGGACGUGAGUUGAGACAGGAGCAAUUUCGGAACUGUUUUUCUUAUGUUCUCCAGAAUGAAACCUUAUUGAGCUACCUCACUAUAGAAGAAUGUUUGACUUACACUGCUUUGCUAGCACUCCAGAAGCACUCCCGUGAAUUCAUUAAAAAGAAGGUUGAUGCUGUUAUGGCUGAGCUGAGUCUCAGUCAUGUUGCUAACAGUGUAAUUGGAAGCCGUAUUUUUCGGGGAAUUUCUGAUGGGGAAAGACGUCGUGUUUCAAUCGCAGCACAGCUAUUACAAGAUCCCAAGGUUAUGUUGCUAGAUGAACCCACCACUGGUCUGGACUGCAUGACAGCCAAUCAGAUUGUGUGGAUGCUUUCAGAACUUGCUCACAAGGGGAGAAUAGUGAUUAUUACAAUCCAUCAACCACGGUCAGAACUUUUUCAGGUAUUUGAUAAAAUCUGCAUCAUGAGUUUUGGAGAACUGGUUUUCUGCGGAGGCCCAUCAGACAUGAUCCGUUUUUUUAGUGGCCAUGGCUACACAUGCCCUGAACAUUCCAGCCCUUUUGAUUUUUAUGUGGAUCUAACAUCCGUAGACACUCAAAGCAAGGAGCGUGAACUCGAAACCUACAGCAGAGUUCGAACCAUUUCUUCUGCCUAUAAGAAUUCAGAGAUUUUUUGCACAACUCUGGAAGCCAUUGAAGAAGCAAAAUGCAAUGUGAAGGAACUGCCACCGGUACCCUUUAAAUGCGAAGACUCUCCCAGUGUGCUUUGUAAACUGUGCAUCCUCUUAAGGAGGACAACAAAGAAUUUAUCCAGAGAUAAGAUUGGCAUAAUAAUGCGGAUUUCUCAAAAUGUAUUAUUUGGCCUCUUUGUGGCAUUCUUCCUUCUGAGGCUGAACAAUGAUUUUCUUAAAGGAGGUGUGCAAGACCGUAUAGGACUCAUUUACCAGUGUGUGGCCGCUCUACCAUUUACAGGAAUACUCAAUGCACUGGCCCUAUUUCCAGCAUUACGGGCUGUUGCAGACCAAGAAAGUAAAGAUGGUUUAUAUCAGAAGUGGCAAAUGUUGCUUGCCUAUAUUGUGCAUUUUCUGCCCUUUAGCAUCAUUGGUGUUGCACUUUAUAGUGUCUUUAUAUAUUGGACUAUGGGAUUAUACCCAGAAGUUUCUCGCUUUGGAUAUUUCUUUGCUGCUCUUUUAGGACCACAUAUAUUUGGUGAACUGCUUACGCUGGCUUUUCUUGGCAUCAUUCAAAAUCCAAAUGUGGUCAGUGGAAUAACACUAUUGCUUAACAUAGCAGGUGUCUUAGCUGGGAGUGGACUUAUUAGGAGCAUGGAGGACAUGCCUACUCCUAUUAAAAUGAUGAGUUAUUUUACAUUCCAAAAGUAUGCCAGUGAGAUCCUUGUUGUGAAUGAAUUUUCUGGAUUGACAUUUACAUGUGGUCAUUUCAAUGUUUCUGCUGGAGUUGUGUCUCCCUGUACAUUCUUGCAAGGGAUUCAGUUCAUUGAAAAAAACUUUCCUGGAGGACCAUCCCGAUUCACAACAGACUUUUUACUAUUAUAUGCCUUCCUCCCAGCACUCAUAAUUCUAGCAACUAUAAGCUUUAAAAUAAGAGAUAAAGUUAUUCUGAGGCAGUAAGAGUCGGUAGAAAUAUCUUGGACCUAUGUACUAAAAACAAAAUCCCAUUGAGUUUGAUGAAUCCGUGUGGGUUUGUGGAGCAUUUUAAGCAGUUCUAUUAAGUUGUGUUAAGCAUUUUGCUCAUCUAAAAUGUGAAAAUAGAUUGAAAUUACCACUUUCCCUGUUAGGGAUAGAUUUAGGAAUAAUUCCAUGUUACGGUGCCUCUUUCUGUUAUUUUGCUUGGGAGUACUCUUCAAUGAUUUUUCUCCGGUCAAGGGUGCUCUGUAUGCUGUCUUAGGAACUAAGAUAAAACACAGCAAGAAAUACAUGCUCAAAAGCAAGAACCUAUGACUAAAUUAGAGUGCCUAUUUUUGUUAUGUCAUAGUAGUACUGAUGGAAGCCUUAAAUUGCCUCAGAGAAGCAACUGAAAGCACCACUAUGUAUCUUGGGAAUAUUCCUGGGUCCAUUUCUGUCACCAAAGCCUUGAUGGACUCUGUCUGGAGCUAUCUGUGACUAGCCUGCCAUCUAUUUCUCACAUUCUGACAAUAAUUUCUCAAGCAUUGAGAUCUCCUGGAAAGGCCCUCCUUUGUGUCCCAGCAGAGGAAACAAUAAAUUAUGUAGAGAUAUAAAUGACUGUCUUCCUUGCUAUGACACCCACAGUUGUGGCAUGUCUUGGAAAUAUGACUGGCAAUGAUUCUGACUGUGUCCAGUUCUGGGCACCACAGUUUAAGGGACAUGUUAACAAGUUGCAAUGUAUCCAGAGGGGGCAACUAAAAUGAUCAAGGGUCUGGACAACAAGCCCUGUGAGGAGCAGCUUAAAGAGCUGGGCAGAAACAUGACAAUAUUAAGUAUUAUGUCUCCUCAUUCCAAGUAAAGAGAUUCUGUUCAAUGUCAGUGAAACGUAAGUUCUGCCAUAGUACCAAAGUAGAAGGUAAAGCAGUAGAACCGUAUUUCUUAGCCAUUCCUUGGGAGAUUGUUGUGAUGUUGGAACCAAAGCUGUGCCUAAAUGUCACUGCACCGUGGGUGAAAGGUUAGUGCUUGCACUGGAUAUUUUUCCAUGCAAGUGUGUAAAUACUUUACAAGUACUGACAUAACCAGGAGCUAUACAACAGUAAUGUCCCAGUACAUUUCUUGGCCCUUGUUUCACUUACCAGAUUCAUCACUUUAUUCUUCUAUUGAAACUGUGUUGGGACCCAAUAUUAAGUCUCAUAAUGAAAGAGGAGAAAUCAUGGAUGGUUUGUAAUAAAAUCUUUUUUUUAAAGACUAAGUGGAAUUAAU